Molecule: messenger RNA, 1779 nt
Organism: Ipomoea triloba (trilobed morning glory)
Lineage: Eukaryota; Viridiplantae; Streptophyta; Magnoliopsida; Solanales; Convolvulaceae
Exons: 5
Coding region: 1-1779 (592 amino acids)
Source: RefSeq, a predicted model, not a curated record
AUGCUACAAGGGGAUCCAGCAUGCAUAGGCUAUAUCUGUGCAUUUGCAAUUUUUCAUAGAGUGCUUGAAGUAGGAAAUGAUGAAAUGCAUAACCUAAAUCUGUUUGGGAAUCCAGAAGAUCAAUUUGGUGAGGUUGAAGUAGAAAAUAAUGAAGUUCAUAACCUAAAUAAACCUGGGAAUCCAGAAAAUUCAUCACUUGAGGCUCACUUGUCUGCCAUGCAUGAUGAGAUGUGGGACGUGAUAACUGAUGGACCCAUCCAGAUACUACAAGUGAACCCCAAUCGUGUUGUUACCGAUCCGACAUCACCAGAAAUGAUUCCAAAGGAGAAAUCCUUGCUAACUACCGAAGAGAGAACCCGAGUAAAUCUCGACAAUAUAGCCAAGGAUAUACUCUACAAGGCAUUGGACGAAUCAUUGUUUCCAAGAGUAAGAAAGUGCAAGACUGCUAAAGACAUCUGGGAUGUACUCAUGCUCAUAGGUGAUGGAGACGAACAAGAGAAGGAGAACAAGCUGACGAUUGCCAUGAAGAAGUUUGAAGAUUUCAAACUCAAUCCGAAGGAGUCCAUAACUGAAAUGGAAGCUCGGUUCAUAAAGUUAUGGAUGGAAAUCAAUGAUCUUGAUGAGAAAAAGCUAACACAAAAGGAGAUAAACUUGAAGAUUCUCCGAGGACUACCCAAAAGCUGGGAAAUGAAAGUAGUAGCUAUGCGUGAUCAUAGAGACCUCAAGACAACAAGUACUACUCAGAUCUUUAGUGAUCUGAAAGCCUACGAGUUCGAGAAGGAAGCUCAAAAUGAUGAAGAACUAGAGACGAGAAAUAUAGCCUUAGUUGCAAAUCAUCAAUCUUCAUCAUCAACACCAAGGUCAAAUUCUAAUCCCUCAUCUGAUUUUUUCACUGAUGAUCAGCUUGCUUUGUUCAUGAGAAGGUUCAAAAGAUUCAUGCGAAAGAAUCAAUCCUAUGAUAACUCUGACAAGACGAGAAGAACGAAGUACCGAAACAAUGACAAGACUAGCGGAUCCAGAACACAUGAGAAGGAUGAAAUACAAGAUGAGCACAACUACAAGAAGAAUUCGGGAAGUUAUCACAACCCGAAGAGUGCAUCAAAUAACGCUGACGAAGAGCCAAACAAAAACCAGAAGAAUGAUAGGCGAAGGAAGGCUCUAGCUGUAGAAGAGAAGUUAGAAGAAAAGAACGACGAGUCAUGCACUUCUAGCCCCAGUUCAGAAAGUGACAGUUCGGAAGAUGAGAAAGGACUACUGUGUCUUUUCAGUCAAGAGGACUCGGAUGAAGAACUGUGCCUUAUGGCAGAUGAAGAAGAGGUAACUUCACAAAACCACUCUUCUAAUUAUAGUUCCGAAUCCACAUAUCAUGAAAACCCUAGGGAAGCAUUCGAAAGAAUAAUGAAGAGUUUUGAUGGUAUUGAGGAUUCACACAUCAGACUCAAAGAAGAGAAUGCCAAGCUAUUGGCAGAAAGACAAGAUCUCGAGGACUUAAGAUCCAAAAAUGCUGAGAUGCUUGAAUCUAUAAGCCAGCUUGAGAAGCAAGUUCAUCUUCUUGAGGAAGAGUGUAAAGCGAAGGAUGAUAGAGAGCAAAAUUUGCGUGCGGUACUUGCGACAUUUACAAAUUUAUCCAGAUUAAUGGAUCGAAUGGUAGAUGAUCAAAGACCAUCAGGGAGUAGAACCGGACUUGGUUAUAGCUCCAGCUCUUAUCAACAUGUUCUCUUAACACGACCAACUAACCCUUCUACUAGUGGAGGUUUAAGUUCUGUGUUUGUCCAAUGA